AUGGCUUCAGCAAGAAAAACCAGCCAUCCUGUGUGCAAUGUUUUUGAUGACUUCAGUGAUAUUUCCUUAGAAGACUAAAAAAUGGAAGACAUUAGAAACUUGAAAAUCAGUAGAAGCCUUACCCAAAUGGCACCGGGUCAUAGGAGAUUUCUAAAAAUAGAACAAAUUAUGGGUGAAAAACACUUACUUGCAAAAGAGAACGCUGUGCUGGGAUGUGGGCCCAGGCUGUCCUCAGGCCGACCCCCAACCACUGCCUCCAAACUCAGGAUCGAGGCCACCCUCGCAAAGGUCGCGCAGCUAGAGAGCAAAAUCAUGAAUCGGAAGCUGAGGGUGGAUUCGUCUAGUGUGGAAUCUCUCCCAAAGACCUCUGAGGACAGCUUUCCAAGGAGAGCAGACAAAAUCCCCCCCAGGAAUACAGUUGAACUUUCUUCACCGAACCCAUGUAAAACCUCUGAGAAGCAGUCCCGUGACAUUCCUGUCACUGAGAGCAACACUCGGAGUGGGAAGGUCAGCAGGUUUCUAAAGAAGAGGGGGCCGCCCAUUGAAAGUACAUCCCCUGAAGCACAUUUUGAGAACCAGAGGAAUUUUCAGACACCCAAAGAGAAAGAACCUACCAGGAAAUUGGAUUCUCCAAACAGGAAUGAGGAAGGACUGAAAGAGUUGCUGGGAAGUUUGAUGGAAUCUUCUAGAGAAAAAGGGACAUACACAAAUCAGGGUUUCUGCAGCACCAGUGAAAAAGAACAAAUAAAAUUAUCCUUGGAUCACAUCCCAACACAACCAAAAGUCCUUUUGCUACCCAGUGAAGAACUUUCCAGCCCAAAGCCACUUUGGACAUCACAUCUGCCAACUUCACAGUCAGGAGACAGGACCCUGUGCAGCAGUAUGUACCCCAGAGCUGGCUGCUCGUGGACUCGUGCUUCUGGGGACACAGCCUCCCGAGAGAUGUCACUUUCCAUCACUGGAACCUUUUCAAAGUCAGUACCCUCAACAAUGGGGCACAGCAAGCUCUCGUCCCGCCCUGGCAGGCGUGAGGCUGGGCCUCAGGAUGAGUCACUCUCAGAAGCCACCGAUAACAGCCUGAACGAUGUUAGAGUAAAUAUUUUAUCCCUUGAUGAUCUGGCACCAGCUGUCAGUGAGAAACCAGACUUGGAACAGAAAAAAGAAGGUCAGAGCGUAAAGGCAUCCAGCAAAAGCCGCUGGGCUGGAGGCGCCCCCACUGGAGGGGAGGUCUCGGAGCACCUGAGUGAGCUGGCAGCCUCCUCUUCCGAGGGCCCUGCCAGGCUGAAGCCAGAGUCUCAGGAGCUGCUGGCCAGCAGCACGGCAUGCUCAGUCUACUCGGAAGAUUUUGAAAAAUCCCCAUGUCUGACAGCAUCUGAGGCAUCAGUACAUUCUAAGGCGUCUGCAGACAGCACGCUGGACACCAUGUCUGAAUUCUCUGCAAGCCCGAGGGCAGACCUGCUGCCACCCACACUCAAGUCUCCGAAAAAGGAGGCCAAGGAUGUGACAAGAGUCAUAGUGAAGGAGAAAGCCGUGCAAACUCUCGACCCGGCCCUCACCUGCCAGUGCGCCAAGGGGGCCGGUGUGGCAGCCGUCGGGCCAGCCCUGGGAGGUGCCUACGUGGACCCCACGCCCAUCGCCAGUCACAUCAUCAGCAUGGGUGCAAUAGAAGCCCUGACAGCUUACAGCCCGGCCGUGUUUGCACUCAACGACAUGCUGAAGCAGCAGCUGAGCCUGACGCAGCAGUUCAUCGAGGCCAGCCGGCACCUGCACGUGUCCCUCCUGCAGUCCCUGGACCAAGAGUCGUACCAUUACCACACCCUGGAGGAGACCAAAGAGUACAUCAGGCACUACAGGCCUGCCCCGCUGACCAUGGAGGCCACCCUGGAGGAGGUGCAGGAAGAGCUUGAACCUUCCAGCCGCCAGCUCCUGGGGUGCCAAGCCCUGGAGGUGACGCACCACAGGCCAGUGCAGCGGGACCCAGGUGGAGCUGUCCACAUUCACGGCAGGCAGGAUGGAGACUCCAAGGAGCGGCUCCGCUCGGCUGGGUGCCGGCUUCCCAGUGACUGAGGUGGACGGGGAAACAAGGACAUGGCCAGGUGUCUACAUUGGAGACUCCCAGGCAAGAUGCCACCAGUGCAGAGCAGACCCAAGUCCAUAAGCCAUCUCCCCACUCAGCCUUAGAACACUUCUGACUUACACACAAAGAGAAUGAAGUCUUUAAAAAAAGGCUUUAUUUGAAGGCAAAACAGUAAAACCCACAAGAAAUUGUUAACAGCACGUGUUUACACUUUAUCCUGAUUCAGACAUGUUUGAACAAUUCACAGCUACAGGAAGUCUAAAGCAAAAUCAAAUAUUUUAUCACAUCAGGUUGAAAAGGUGAAGAGUUUGCAUUUUAUUGAAAAGAAGUUUUCAAAAAUGUUUCUGUACAAAUAAAUGGCACCACACUGGGCUGUCCGUGAAUGCCAGUUGCCAGUUGCAGCCACUCCUGGCACAGUCACCACAGCUCCCAGGAGAGGAGGCUGCCUCCUGGCCUCACCUCCCUUUGGAGGGCAGGGGGUCAGGCAAAGGAAAUGACAGAGCCAGAGGCGUGUGGGCCUUUACCCUCCCCCCACUCCGGAUCUGAGUGGCUGUCACGUGGGCUGUCACGGGCUUUCCUCUCUGCCACAGGUGGGUAGAGAUGCCAGGGCACAGAUUCUCCACAGGUGUCAUCCUGUGACCUGAAGAUGCCUCAGAUCAGUUUCCUUAGAACGUUUUGUUUCUGCAGAUAAUAGCAAAUGGCUAACAUUCCAAAAAAGUAUUCAACUUCAACAACUAAAAUAACUGAACUAAGGGCCAGUAUGUCAGAGGAAUCAGGUUUUCAAAUGACCUCUGGGGGACCAUCUUAGAACAAUGUUCUUUUUCUGUAACUAAACCAUUUGGAGUAUAAACGAAAACCCUGUUUAACUUUGCAAA
Molecule: messenger RNA, 2952 nt
Organism: Manis javanica (Malayan pangolin)
Lineage: Eukaryota; Metazoa; Chordata; Mammalia; Pholidota; Manidae
Gene: C13H19orf44
Product: chromosome 13 C19orf44 homolog
Source: RefSeq, a predicted model, not a curated record